AUGCGCUCCAGCUUGAUUUUCACCCUGAUCUUGGCGUGGUUAGUUACCAUUCUGUCAUGCCUCGUACCUCACGUCACUGCAACCGAUGACGAAGAAGCUUCGAGUAGCCGAAAUGAUCUGUAUGCUAGACAAGAUGGCCAUCGCCUUAGCUCACAAUUGCCACCACUUCCUCCAAGCACGCCUUCACGACAUUCUUUUGAAGCUCAAACUCUGCGUCGGACUACUCAACUGCCUUUCGUUGAAUUUGUCGAGACAUCUGCUACCAGUGAGCAGCAAUAUCAAGCCCUCCUUCGACUUGGAUACAGGCUUGUCGAGUUGGGGCGUAACGGCGCAUCACUUCAGAUUAUUCGGCCUCCACACAACCCCCGUUUCAGUCACCUUUACGAAUUAGCGUCCCGCUUGCGCACCUAUGAAAAUGUUCGGAACGCUUUGUUCCUUCAUGUCUCUCACGACAGAAAGGGCAGACUGGUUGCGAUUCCAUACGCAUUCGCGACAGACGGCUAUCCUCAAAGAUUCAACUGGGUUCUUUUGCAGGUACACCCUGCCAUCGAGAGGCUGCCUCCGCGCAUCGAGUGGUAUGCAUAUGUCUCUCACCUCGAGCCCAGCUUCCUAGAGAUGGAUAGAAAGCUUGAGAGUUCUAAUGACGUCCAAUCCUUGCGAUACUUCCUUACUCGUCGUGUCUAA
Molecule: messenger RNA, 684 nt
Organism: Mycosarcoma maydis (corn smut)
Lineage: Eukaryota; Fungi; Basidiomycota; Ustilaginomycetes; Ustilaginales
Exons: 1
Coding region: 1-684 (227 amino acids)
Source: RefSeq, a predicted model, not a curated record